AUGGAGACUACAUCUGUCGAUUUGGGUUUUCUAGAACCCUGUGAACCGUGGCUACUAUCGAACAAGUAUUUCCGCAGCAAGGUUGGAGGAAAGCCGGCCUGGCUAGAAUUGAAAAACUUGCCGAAACCUGACGAUCUGCUGUGCGGACAGUGCAAUGAGCCAUCUGGAUUUCUCUGUCAGGUUUACGCUCCGGUUGAAGGAAACGAUAACAGCUUCCACAGAACGUUGUACUUGUUCGUGUGUUUAACAGCAACAUGCAAUCUGUCUCCCGACGCACGUACCAUCAAAGUACUAAGAAGUCAACUACCAAGACGAAAUGAUUUUUACGCUUAUGAUCCACCAGACGAAUCAACGGAAUCGCCUGCGGUAAAAUCUCCAAUUCCUUUGUGCGUUGUGUGUGGUUGUCGGGGACCGAAGCUUUGCUCCCGUUGUAAAUCCAUUAAUUACUGCAGUGCAUCGCACCAACGACUCGAUUGGAAAGCGUCCCACAAAGCUGUGUGUAGUGAGGAAGGUGUAGCUACCCCGGGAACAGUUACCGGAACAAGUUCCAUUCUAUUUCCUGAGUUUGAAAUCGUAACCGAAGCAGAAGAAUAUGAACCGAAAGCAAAACUCUCCGAGGAAGAGAACACAAAGCGUCAAAUGGCAGAACUGGAGCGACUAAAACAGGAAGGUAAAGCGGGUGCUUUGGAUGAUCUGCCCGAGGCGGAGCUGGAUAAAUAUUCGGCCGAUCAGGUGGAAGAUAAAACGUUCGAUAAGUUUAAGGAACGCAUUUCUGCAGAUCCCGAGCAGGUGUUGCGGUACGAACGCGGCGGCAAACCAUUGUGGUUGUCGCCCACGGUCCCGAAGAACAUUCCUUCCUGCGAACGAUGUGCCGGUCCGAGAGUGUUUGAAUUUCAAAUCAUGCCUCAAAUGUUAAACAGCUUGAACAACGACCGGCUGGACUGGGGUACACUAGUGUGCUACACCUGCGAAGCAAGCUGUGACAUUCAAGGUUAUACGGAAGAAUUUAUCUUCCGACAAGACGUGCUUAAUACGGAUACGGCAAAUAAGUAA
Molecule: messenger RNA, 1053 nt
Organism: Anopheles marshallii
Lineage: Eukaryota; Metazoa; Arthropoda; Insecta; Diptera; Culicidae
Gene: Zfrp8
Product: programmed cell death protein 2
Exons: 5
Coding region: 1-1053 (350 amino acids)
Cellular component (GO): cytoplasm; nucleus
Source: RefSeq, a predicted model, not a curated record